UAUUCGAACCAAUCAGAGACAAGCUUUUUUACACGUCAGACGCUCGACGCUCGCGGUAUUUUUUGUUCGAACGUGGUGGGCUUCAUCUGUUGAGGUUAUUGGGCUUCAUUAGAGUUUUGUGUCGUCAACCCAUGAACACAAAAGAAACCUCGGAGUCUCCGUCGACGCUUAUCGUCUCUGCCUCUUCGUCUUUUCAUCGGCUCUCUGUUUACGUUUUCGUUUUUUCGAUCGCAGAGCCGAGAAGCCGAGAUUUAAUCGAGCAAAAUCAACACAAUGAAUACCUCUUUUAUGAUUUCGUUUCACCUUCCCUUCUUCAUCCUUCUUUAUAAAUUGAUCUUUUUAUAUUCACACCAAAACCCUAGAACCACCCGAAACUCGAUCCAUGGCGAUUAAGAGAAAUGGGAAGUCGCAUGUCUCCUCCGACUCUGAUGAACAAUUCAUGUCCUUCAAGGAUGUCUCUCUAGGUCCCCAUGAAGCUCAACUACGCUUCCGACUCAUCCAUUUCUGGGAGGCUCGGAACCCGGUGAAGAAGACACUGAUUGGCCUCGAAAUGCUCCUCAUCGACGAACAGGGAACUGUUAUUCAAGGAUUCAUCCCACCGGGGCGAAUUAAGAAUUUCUUGCCAGAUAUGAAACGCGGAUCAGUUUACAAGCUCAUCAAUUUCUACGGAUCGAAAAACAAACCGAUGUAUCGGGUUGCUGAUCAUGUUGCAACCGUGUCUUUCGCAUGGAACUCUGAAAUGUCGGUUCUUCACGAGAUUCCCAUCUCUUUUGAUGAAGACCGUUUCAGGUUUCAUUCACACGAAGAUUUUGAAGCCAACUGUGAUCUCAAAAGUGACCUCUACGAUGUUAUUGGCCACAUGAAGCUGGUCGAUGGACAGACUCUUAUUGAGCGUCCCAGCCUUGACGAUGUGAAGAUUGCUACCACUCGGCAUAUUGUGAUUCAUGUGCAGUCGCAUGAGUAA
Messenger RNA from Brassica napus (rape), 964 nucleotides. RefSeq lists its product as uncharacterized. The transcript has 3 exons. The record is from RefSeq and is a predicted model, not a curated record. NCBI's taxonomy places the organism in Eukaryota, Viridiplantae, Streptophyta, Magnoliopsida, Brassicales, Brassicaceae. The coding region runs from base 383 to 964 and encodes 193 amino acids.